This is a messenger RNA of Pecten maximus, 1741 nucleotides long. RefSeq lists its product as uncharacterized. NCBI's taxonomy places the organism in Eukaryota, Metazoa, Mollusca, Bivalvia, Pectinida, Pectinidae. Gene Ontology annotation, molecular function: protein binding. The transcript is spliced from 11 exons. Bases 728 to 1741 code for a protein of 337 amino acids. The record is from RefSeq and is a predicted model, not a curated record.
UCCUGGUACCUCCAUAGCUCUGUCAACGCCCGACACUACCUACACCAGGACAGAGGGUGACACGUUACCGGCCAUCACCUGUACAGCGGACUGUAGACCUGGCUGUACCUUUGUCUGGACACGACCGGACAACACCAACUUUACUGUCUCACCUGUGUUGUCACUGGGACAACUGGACAGAUCAGAACACGGGACGUACAGGUGUACUGCCAGGAAUGUUGUCGGUUUGUCGACUACAGCCAUCAAUGUUACCAUACAGUACGGCCCCGGAACCUCCUCAGCUCUGUCCCCGUCGGACACUACCUACACCAGGACAGAGGGGGACACGUUACCGGACAUCACCUGUACCGCGGACUGUAGACCUGGCUGUACCUUUGUCUGGACACGACCGGACAACACCAACUUUACUGUCUCACCUGUGUUGUCACUGGGACAACUGGACAGAUCAGAACACGGGACGUACAAGUGUACUGCUAGGAAUAUCGGAGGAGAAUCGACUAUAAUAGUCAGUAUCACUGUACAUUAUGGUCCUGGAACUAGUAUAUCAUUAUCACCACCAAACACUGCAUAUACUAGAAACGAAGGUGAUGCUUUACCGGAUGUGACGUGUGCAGCAGACUGUAGACCUGGCUGUAACUAUGUCUGGUUACGACCGGACAACACAAACUUUACUGUCUCAUCUGUGUUGUCACUGGGACAACUGGACAGAUCAGAACACGGGACGUACAUGUGUACUGCUAGGAAUAUCGGAGGAGAGUCGACUAUAAUGAUCAGUGUUACUGUACAGUGUGAGCCACUCCCGUAUCAGAUUCCGGAUGAAAUCCAAACGAUUGAUCUAGCUACAUCGGAAAACCUUACGAUUCCGGCUUUGUUCACCUCUAAUCCGUCAUCAUCAUUUAUGUGGACUUUUCAACUUUCUGAAUCGAGAACUUCCACUCAGCUUGUGAAUGGGGACGCUAACGUAUUGAUACAAAAUACGUUUGAGACAAAGAAUUUAACCGCUGUGUCAACAAUGACACGUACCGACAUACAACAGAACUGGUUUGGGCUUUACAACGUCACUGCGACCAACACUCAUGGAAGCGCCACGCUAAGUUUCAUAGUUCAUGAGAAAAGAUACCCAGGUUUCCCAAACAAUCUUUUGAUUGGCUGUACCAAGCCUCACUCUGCUGAAGUCUCAUGGGGUGGCGGAGGAGACUCUCAGUAUUACCAUGUUAUGUUCAGCACAGACAAAUUUCUUAACUCACAAGAGGUUUAUCCAGUGACGAUUACAAAACACACAGACGGAAGUGACGUGUAUAUUCUAAAUAUAGACAAUCUGGAUGGAAGUCGUGUAUAUUUCUUUAAGGUUGUGGCGUACAAUCAGUACGGAAACACAACAUCGGCUGAAGCUGUGGGCUGUACUGUUCAGGAACCAGUUGCCCGUUGUUCCGACAGCAUGUUUGUGGCAGGGAUAGUCCUCAAUGUGAUUGCUGUAGUCAUGGUUUUGUUCACGGUUGGACUCGGGGUAUUUAUCAGACGAAAUGGACAACUGCCAUUCGUCAAGGGACGCCGUAAACAGGAAGAGUUCAAGAAUGUUCAAUUUUCAAAACGAGAUGGAACUCAUGAAAAGGAUGACGAGCGAUUUCAAUCGGAACAAUUUGAUGUAGACGGCAUUGCCAAGGUGUCCACUUACUCUGAAAUUGGAGGGCAAAAUCAAGUAUACCAAAAUAAUCCAGUCAAUGGCGGGGAUGACGGGUAA